This is a messenger RNA of Oppia nitens, 450 nucleotides long. Its product is annotated as multiple coagulation factor deficiency protein 2 homolog. The transcript is spliced from 5 exons. Lineage: Eukaryota; Metazoa; Arthropoda; Arachnida; Sarcoptiformes; Oppiidae. Gene Ontology annotation, molecular function: calcium ion binding. Bases 163 to 450 code for a protein of 95 amino acids. The record is from RefSeq and is a predicted model, not a curated record.
AAACAUUUUGUUAUAAAUAACAGCAUUUUUUUACAUUACAUAAUUGUUAAUACAGUUUCCAUUAAAACUUAUGAUCCAAAUAUUAAUCAACAACGAGAUAUCUAUGGCGAGAUAGUUCACGAUCCAGAACAUAUCCGAGAAGAGGCAAAAAAGUUGUUAUAUAUGGCGGCAAAUGAAAAAAUAAAUGACGAAGAAAUUGGAUAUUAUUACAUGAAAUUACAUGAUUUCGAUGCCAAUGACAAACUGGAUGGACUCGAAUUAAUGCAAAGUAUGAUACAUAGUAUAGAACAUCAUCACGAAAAUCAAGUCAAUCAAACAACUGUAACCAACAAUAUUGAUAAUCUAUCAGAAUCUGUUGAUUAUUUUCUUAAAGAAUGUGAUCUAAAUAGUGAUGGAUUUAUUGAAUUUGCCGAAUUUAAAGCUUAUCAAGCUAAAAUUAAAAAAAAUUAA